Messenger RNA from Entamoeba invadens IP1, 711 nucleotides. RefSeq names its product serine/threonine protein kinase HT1, putative. Gene Ontology annotation, biological process: protein phosphorylation. The record is from RefSeq and is a predicted model, not a curated record. Gene Ontology annotation, molecular function: ATP binding; protein kinase activity. Bases 1 to 711 code for a protein of 236 amino acids. NCBI's taxonomy places the organism in Eukaryota, Evosea, Mastigamoebida, Endamoebidae. The transcript has a single exon.
AUGAAAAUAGGCUCAGGUGAUAAUUCACAAAUAGACGAAUUUAAGAAGGAAGUUGCGAUGUUGGACAAAUUUCGAAGUGAUUAUAUCGUCCACUUCUAUGGAGCUGUGUUUAUACUUAACAAAAUUUGUAUGGUCACUGAAUUUGCACCUUUUGGAAGUUUACAAGACUUGAUGAAACACAAAAAGAGUGAAGAUGUUGAUAUGAAAAUACGUGUAAAGAUAUGUCUUGAUGGUGCAAACGGAAUCGAGUAUUUACACACAAAUGGGAUACUACAUAGAGACAUCAAACCAGACAACAUUUUGGUGUUUUCUUUAAAUUUGAAUGAAAAAGUGAAUGCAAAAUUGACUGAUUUUGGAAGUGCAAAAAAUGUGAAUAUGAUGAUGACUAACAUGACAUUCACCAAUGGAAUUGGUACUCCAAAAUACAUGGCGCCUGAAGUAUUAAACAAAGAACAUUACAAGAAACCCGCUGACUUGUUUUCGUUUGCUAUAACAAUGCUUGAGUGCUUAUUGUGGGAUAAUGCAUAUCCUAAAAGUAUAUAUUUGUACCCAUGGACCGUUGCAGAUGACGUUGCAUCAGGUAAAAGACCAACGACUAUUAAAACACUUGACAAAAAUUUCCAAAAUGUCAUUGAAAAGUGUUGGAAACAAGAGACAGAAAAAAGGUGUACGAUAAAUGAAGCCAUAGAUGAGCUUAAACGGUUACAAUAA